Molecule: messenger RNA, 1618 nt
Organism: Drosophila sechellia
Lineage: Eukaryota; Metazoa; Arthropoda; Insecta; Diptera; Drosophilidae
Gene: glec
Product: gliolectin
Exons: 2
Coding region: 350-1021 (223 amino acids)
Source: RefSeq, a predicted model, not a curated record
UCACCGCGCGAUUCGGUCUCUGACUCUCCACCAAUUCGGUCGCGUGCGUUUGCUCCAGCUGCGCUCUUUUCGCUCUCUUUGGCUCGCGUGAAAGUCGUAAAGUUCAGCUAGCUCUCCACGAUACAGAAAAAGAAACGCAUACAAAAAAUUCGCCAGCGAUAGAAAACCGAUUCAAAUUGCAAUUGCAAUGCCUAAAAUGCGUAUGUGAGUUUCGCGCAGUGAUUGCUGUGAAAGUUCAAGUGAAAGCGGAAAGAAGAAACAAAGCGAGAAUACUUGCAAAGCAAUAAACCAAAAAGUGCAAAAUACGUAAAGUUUAAACAAAGCAAACAAGUUAUACAAAACCAUAGCCAUGUUGUGUCCGCCAAUGGCCCUGGGCCCUUUACUCGCUGCCCCCGUGCCACGCCCACCGCCCAGCGCAUCGGAGAAGAAGAGAAUCUGUCGCAACCUAUUCAAUAACGCUCCCGGGGACUCGAAUAUCGAUCAGCUGUUGGCCCAGGAGCAGCACAAGCAGAGAUUAUACGUUAAGGAACGCUACCGAUUCGACAUCCAGCUGGAAUCUAAUCGGGAUGCGGAUGCGAAUACGGAUGAGGAUGCUGAUACGGAUGCCCAUCAUCAGGAUCUGCGCGGAAUGCGGUAUCGGACCACAAGGACGAUACCCAGCACCGAUGCCGAUGAGUGCAAUCCAAAGGCAGUCAGCAAAGCGCCGAGGGGCAUGGCCCUGACUCCCGCCCAGAUCUCCGCCAGCGCACAGCUGAUCCUACAGAAAUGCCCGGAAAGCGAUCGCAACAAAAGCAACGGCAGCGCGGAUUUGGCCAACAGCACGAGACAUGGCCAAAAGCCAUAUGCGAGGCAGCCACAAGGCCUCAAAGGCAUGUACAAUGUUCGCAAGGCCGUGAAUGGUAUUUCGAAAGCCAACGUCAAGAAUGGUUACAACAACACCAAUAACAACAACAGCAGCAGCAACAACAACAGCAGCGUGAAUAAUAAUAAUACUAGCGAAUUGGCAGAUCAGAAGCAGUAACUUUGGAUCACGAUGACGAUGACGAAUAGCCCCUGGCGGAGCAAUAAUUGCAAUAUAUGAUAUUAAUUGUAAAUGUAAUUUUAAAUUCUAAAAUAAUUUGUUUAUUUUUUUGUACCCCAGCCAUACACAGAGAGUAUUGUGUAUGGAUUGUACGUUUGUUUUAAACCAAGACUUAACGGUCCCAAAAUGUUGUUGCAUAACAAAUGAUUAAGUGAAUGGAAAAAAAGCCAACCAGAAACAACAACAAAAGCAACCCCAGAAAAGAUCGGCGCGCGUGCACGGCCAAAAACAGGCAAAAAAAAAUAUGAUUAAUAAUUAAUAAUAGUAAUAUAUCCGGAUGCAUGGCGAUAUCGGUCUUAUAAUGGAAAUUAUUAAGUUAUGUUUACGUGCUAAUGUUAGACAAGCGAUCGACGGUGCCAUGCAUCCACUAUAUAUAGACUAAACCCCAACCCAAACCAAUUCAAGCGUUCUCAGCGUGUUUUCGGGUCUAGAUGCACGCGUGUGCCAAAAGUAUUUACAAUUUACUUUGUGUCAUGAUCUCAAUUAUUAAAAACAAUUUUAUUAUUUUGUUUAUCUAAAUAUAAUUAUAAUUGAAAU